This is a messenger RNA of Gongylonema pulchrum, 303 nucleotides long. The record is from the annotation of a GenBank genome assembly. NCBI's taxonomy places the organism in Eukaryota, Metazoa, Nematoda, Chromadorea, Rhabditida, Gongylonematidae.
GUGAAGGAGCAAGUGGAGGCGAGAAACGAACUGGAAGGUUACGCAUAUUCGUUGAAGAACCAGAUCGGUGACAAAGAGAAGCUGGGCGGAAAAUUGGACGAGAGCGACAAGAAGGAGAUCGAAAGUGCCAUCGAUGAAGCCAUUUCAUGGCUCGAUAGCAACAAGGGUGCCUCUGUCGAGGAGUUGCAAGAGCGUAAGAAGAAUCUGGAGAGCAAAAUACAGCCGAUCAUCAGCAAACUCUACAAGGAUCAAGGCCCACCACCGCCAGGCGCCGCACCGACCGAAGAAAAGGACGAGCUUUAG